Cydia pomonella (codling moth) is the source of this 1462-nucleotide messenger RNA. RefSeq names its product retinoid-inducible serine carboxypeptidase-like. Lineage: Eukaryota; Metazoa; Arthropoda; Insecta; Lepidoptera; Tortricidae. The transcript is spliced from 10 exons. Gene Ontology annotation, biological process: proteolysis. The coding region runs from base 62 to 1384 and encodes 440 amino acids. Gene Ontology annotation, molecular function: serine-type carboxypeptidase activity. The record is from RefSeq and is a predicted model, not a curated record.
UAACAAUAAUCAAAUAUUAUUUGAUAUAGCUAAGUAGCUACUUAUUAGUCUCGCUAAAGUAAUGGACAUGUUGUCACACUGGUUGAUUAUUUCAGCAUUGUUAUGUUGUCUAGUAAAUGGUCAGUUCGGGCCGUUCAGGCAAGACUCAGGCUAUGUCACUGUGAGACGGGGUGCUCAUAUGUUCUAUUGGCUGUUUUACACGACCGCCGAUGUCUCGAGCUACACUGACCGACCGCUGGUAGUGUGGCUUCAGGGAGGCCCUGGAGGCUCAUCCACUGGCAUCGGGAACUUCGAAAUCUUAGGACCACUUGAUUUAUCACUGCAGGAGAGGAAUUACACGUGGGUAAAGAAUUUUAAUGUUCUUUUCAUUGACAAUCCUGUAGGCACCGGUUACAGCUAUGUUGACGAUUGGAGUUUCCUCACGACAACUAAUGAUGAAAUUGCUGUAGACUUUGUAAACCUAAUGAAAGGUUUUUAUGAGGCGCAUUCCGAAUUCGAGGGAGUACCGUUAUACAUUUAUGGACAGUCGUAUGGUGGGAAAAUGGCAGUUGAUAUGGGCAUUCGUAUGCAUGAGGCAGAGCAGGCAGGAACAAUUAGGUCCAAUUUAAGAGGCAUUGCGAUGGGCAACGCAUGGAUUCACCCGGUAGACUUGACGCUCACUUGGGGUCCUUUGCUCCUGGCCGCAGGGUUGGUCGACGAGACCGGCUAUCAGAACAUACAGGAGGCCGCGAAGGAGACCGAGAGGCUAUUCAACGAAGGCCUCUACGUGGAGUCCACGGCCGCGUGGGCUGCCACGCAAACACAGGUCUUCCGUGGGACCCACAAUGUCGACUUCUACAAUAUACUGACCAAAACUCAAGGCUUCGGACCAGACACCAGGACUGAUUAUGAAAUCGCAAGAGAACUCAUGAUCCGCGACAUAUCCUACUCCACAAUGAGCCGCCAGGAGGAGUACAAUCUGAACUACCUGAUGAACGGGCCCGUGAAGGAGGCGCUCGGCAUACCGGCCCAUGUGCACUGGGGCUCGCUGUCCAACGCGGUGUUCGACCGGCUGCGGGGAGACUUCAUGAAACCAGUCACCGAAGGAAUUGAAAAACUGUUAAAUGAGACUGACAUCAUUGUCCAAAAGUAUAACGGGAACCUCGAUUUGAUCUGCGAUACUCCUGGGCAACUGCUGUGGAUGGAUCGCCUGCAAUGGACCGGCGCCGAGGCCUACCGCAGCGCGCCCCGGCAGCCUAUCUGGGAGAACAACCGUCUGGAGGGCUACUCCAAGUCCUAUGGGAACCUGCGGUUCUUCUGGAUAAACGUGGCUGGCCACAGUGUUCCAAGAGAUAACCCUACCGGAUCAAAUGCCUUUCUACGAGAUAUGACUUCAUUUGGGUGAAGGUAAAAUCGAUACGAGUAUAAGCAAAUAAUUAUAUACUUAAAACUUGUACAAAUAAAUACUUAUAACAUUUGUAAA